AUGGCCAAGGUGCAUACAUUGCAAGAUACCAAAAGUAUGGAAUCGAAAAAAAUACAAGGGCAGGGGUAUAGGCUUGGCAGUAUCUGCAAACAAGAACUCGAGGAUGCAUUACAUGUUAGUAGAAAAUGCUCAAUUACAACACAGGCUGAUGUAGAUAUUCAACGAUUUCGCUCUCGUGCUCUACAACUUAUUUCUGAAGUUAAGCGAUUGAGGGAAGAAAUAUCUGUUCACAAAUCACAAAAUAACCCCCAGCAGAUUGCAAUGAAUGAUUAUAAUAUCAAGUUGCAUGAUAUACAAAAUGCUUUAUCGGAAAAAUCAAAAGAAGCAAAGUCGCUCCAAACUAAGGUAAAGAAAUUGGGAGGUAACCUCACUUCAGCUCAAAAAAACUCAACCAUGAAAGAAUCUGAGGUCUUGUUCCUCAAAUCUAAAUUAGCUGAAUUAGAGCAAAUGAAAGAUGAAUUAUCCCAAAACCACCCUGUGACUGCCUUCAGCAAUGAUACUUCUUCUGUAUCACAAAGUGAUGCUCCCACAUCUAAUAAACCUAAGCUAGAUUUUAGUAAAUUUUUAAAACAUAGAAAUAAUAUGGACCAAACAGAAAGAAUUGAUGCACACCAAUCCAGUGAUACCAUAAAUAAGGUUAAUGAUGAUACAAAGCCUCAAAUCACCAAUUCCUUGAAAUUAUCUAAUAUGAAGUCUUCUACCAGUGAAGAUAGUCAUGCUGAUAACUCACAAAUAGUAGAGACUAAAAAUUUUUCAGAAGAGACCAUCUCUAAAACCGAUUUCAUUGGAAAUGAUCAAAGUUAUGCAACUAAAAUAGAAAUGGCCGAGAUAUUACCUAUUGGAGCAUUAGGGGCAUGUGAGACCUUGAAAAAUCUACAAAGUCCAAAUCCAAAAAUGGUUUUGAUUGAAGUAAAAUUUCAGGUAGGCAAUAUAUUUAUUGAUAUAUGCAAAGAUACAAUUGCAAUAAUCGUUCAAAAACUCCCAUUGGUUGGUCUUAGUAUAGCUUUAUGCAUUAAUCAUACUUGGAAUAAGGAAGUGAAACUUGAAUUGCAUAUGAGGCAUGAAAAGUUUAAAAAUCAAUAUUGGAGGACAGUAUCAGUAAGAUAUAUGGAAAUACAACUUAAACAUCAGGAAGAAGAGGGUAAGCGAUUUAGCAACUACAUGAGUACUGAUGACUAUAAAAAAACACAGCAACAAAAUGAGAUUUUUAGAUGGGAAAUUGGAUGGUUGUAUCCCUGGUCGAAAUAUGAAAUAGAGGAAACAAUUAAUCCUAUAGAUUAUGAACUUAAUAUACUUUUCAAUGAGACAGAGAUUUGGAGUUCAUUGUAG
Molecule: messenger RNA, 1329 nt
Organism: Entrophospora candida
Lineage: Eukaryota; Fungi; Glomeromycota; Glomeromycetes; Entrophosporales; Entrophosporaceae
Source: the annotation of a GenBank genome assembly